AUAUACCCAUGAUCCCUUGCAAAGUAACAGUUGGUUGCAACGAGCCUGGUUGUCUUUGGUGCUGCACCAGCAUUUGGAGAUUUUGGAGAUUUGAGCGACUUCCAAAGCGAUUUUUUUUACAGUGAGAAGAAAAGAACUUAUCCAGGAUGGACUCUACAAUCAAUAUGAUCAAGCAAAUAAGAUCUCAGCUUGAGGAGGACAGCAGGAUGGAAACACGUGAGAGGGUUAAGAGAAAGAGGGAGCAAAGCCCAGAGAUAAACAACAAAAGACCCCACCAAAAGACAGAGCGAGCAAGGGAGAGGAGAAGGAGGAAGAGGGAGAGGAGGAGACAGAGGCUCUUGUAUGAGAAGAAGGAAGAGCAAAGGUGGAAAAGACCAAGAAGCAGCGACAGGGAUGAAGCAGAAGAAGGAGAAAGUGCCUGGAAGAGACCACACAUCGACGAAGAAAGAUGUGAUCCACUGGACAUUUCCAGCUACAAUUUCCAUCACGAGCUGGGCAAUGGAUCAUUUGGCAAUGUGAGCAAUACAUGCAUGUUUUAUUUAUCUGCCAUUAAAUAA
Xenopus laevis (African clawed frog) is the source of this 557-nucleotide messenger RNA. RefSeq names its product RNA-binding protein 25-like. NCBI's taxonomy places the organism in Eukaryota, Metazoa, Chordata, Amphibia, Anura, Pipidae. The transcript is spliced from 2 exons. Bases 147 to 557 code for a protein of 136 amino acids. The record is from RefSeq and is a predicted model, not a curated record.